Nannospalax galili (Upper Galilee mountains blind mole rat) is the source of this 1570-nucleotide messenger RNA. It is a transcript of the gene Fabp6, whose product is annotated as fatty acid binding protein 6. The record is from RefSeq and is a predicted model, not a curated record. Bases 879 to 1265 code for a protein of 128 amino acids. Lineage: Eukaryota; Metazoa; Chordata; Mammalia; Rodentia; Spalacidae. The transcript is spliced from 6 exons. Gene Ontology annotation, molecular function: fatty acid binding. Gene Ontology annotation, cellular component: nucleus; cytosol. Gene Ontology annotation, biological process: fatty acid transport.
CUGAUCUCAAGCAGUUUGUGUUUGAGAGAGAGAAGACUGGCGAUAAACACGUAACGGAACAAGGAGAUAGCAGGUAGAGGAGGGAACAUGGAGGUUGGUGAGCAGUAGCCAGGAGAAGAGAUCGCCAUGUAGCCAGAGGAGUGAAGGAAAGAGUUGUGGAGAUAGACUGGGGAUCACAAACAAGCCAGGUCAGCGUGGCUUGUAGGCCAGGAUAGAGAUGUUAUUUUAAGCACAGUGGGAAGUGACUGUUUUAGUUUUAGUUUUGCUUUUCAGCCUGCACAGUUGAAAACAGAAGGAAUUGUCAGUAUUUUAAGCAGGGGAAGGUAGGAUGGGGGAAGUCAGAGAGCAGCUGAGGUGGAGUAGGUGAGCAAAAAUGGCUUCCCUCCCCUUCUAGGUUCCUUGGUGGGUUAAACAUUAAAUUGACAUGAAGCAGAGGAACAGGCGAAACCCCACACUUAAUUACCUACUCCAAGAACGGUUAUAUGAGUGACAGCAUCCUGAGCUACAAGAACAAGUGUUUUCAGCUUUUGAAGGAGGAAUGGCAAGACUUGAGAAGAUGAGGGGAGAUGUAAGGUGAAUAGAGGCUUUUUUUUUAUACAAAGUCUCCCAUGGAACAAGUCUCACAGCAGCCCGGAAAUGAGAAGGAGAUAGGCUAUCUGGGCAUGGUGUCAACCUCAUCUCCUGCUUGAUCUUCCAUGGAUGGAUCACCCAUGUGAAGAAUGUCUCAGAAAGUCAAACUGAUCAAGGAGCUGCUAGCUGACAUUUCACAUGCCCAUGUGAGGCCCUGGAUGGGGACAGUGAAAGGACACCCAGGAAUCCUCCUUUGACACAAAGCACCCAGCUCCCCACCUCCCAGCUCACUGCUCUCUGCCAGCAGCAUGGCCUUCAACGGCAAGUUCGAGUUUGAGAGUGAGAAGAAUUAUGAUGAAUUCAUGAAGCGCAUUGGUGUCUCCAGUGAUAUCAUUGAAAAGAAACGUAACUUGAAGAUCAUCACCGAGGUCCAGCAGAAUGGACAGGACUUCAUCUGGUCCCACAACUACUGUGGGGGUGAGGUCUUGACCAACAAGUUCACCAUUGGCAAAGAAUGCGAAAUGCAGACCAUAGCAGGCAAGAAGUUCAAGGCCACUGUAAAGAUGGAGGGUGGGAAGGUGGUGGCAACCUUCCCUAACUUUCAGCAGACCUCGGAGAUCGUGGGUGACAAGCUAGUGGAGGUCUCCACCAUUGGGGAUGUGACCUAUGAGCGGGUGAGCAAGAGGCUGGCCUGAGCCACUAAGCCAGGCUCCAGUGGAAUCUGCCCAUUAAUAAAACUGCUCCCUGCACAGACACCGCUUGCUCCAGUGUCUUUGUUUCCAUUUUCUUGUGCCUUGGAGGCAGCGUCUGGUUGGCUGGGGGUGGGAAAGCUUCCAAGGAUGGCUGCACAGGUCAAAUGUCAGUGCUGAGGUUCCUAUGGGGUCUACCAUGGCAGAGAGAGGUGUUAAUGUUGAAUGUGGAUGCAGUAUUUCCCAUCCCUGGAAAAGGCCGCAGGUGGAGCAUGGUGGCACAUGUUGGUGAACAACUUGUACCACUGAGA